This is a messenger RNA of Oryzias melastigma (Indian medaka), 3033 nucleotides long. It is a transcript of the gene il17c, whose product is annotated as interleukin 17c. Gene Ontology annotation, cellular component: extracellular region. The record is from RefSeq and is a predicted model, not a curated record. Gene Ontology annotation, molecular function: cytokine activity. The transcript has 3 exons. NCBI's taxonomy places the organism in Eukaryota, Metazoa, Chordata, Actinopteri, Beloniformes, Adrianichthyidae. The coding region runs from base 1270 to 1770 and encodes 166 amino acids.
AAACUGGUUAUCCCUGCCCUUAGACCCUCCCUCCCGGUAAGGAAAAACUCCUAAAAAAAUAUGAGAAUAAAAAUCUAACUUUUGAUGUGAAAAUUAUCAGGAUUCCAUAUAUCUAGAGAAAAUCUUGAUGUUUUCUUUGUUAUUUCUCCAAAUUUAGAAUAAAGUUUAAUAAAGUGAAAAUACUCUGCUUAACUUUUAAAAUAAAUUAAUUACGACCCCUGUGCAUCCACCAACCUGUUACGUAGAUGCAUUUUAUACGUUUGACCCUAAUCAUUUCACUUUGAUCCUCAAAAUUGCUGCAUUUUGCAUAUUUCCUGUUCAAUUUCAGCACAACAGUUUCAAAAUUAUUUCAGUUUUUAGCACAAUCGCUGGGGGAUUUUCACCGGAGCAAAAGUAUUCACAUAAAUUUCAAUAUGCUGCAUUUUUCUGAGUGUCGUAGCCCAUGGGUAAAGUCAUACAUGUCCCAGGAAUGAAUAGACCAAAGAUCUUUUUUUUUUUUUUUAGGAUUUUUUUCUUCUCAAUUUAUCAGUUUUCAGCCAUUUUCAAGCCUGUUUUUAAGAUUUUCCUAUGUAUUUUUUUCCAUUUUGUUACAUAAAUGACAGUUAAAAAUAAAAAAAACUACUCUAAUUUAUUGCGUGUUGUCAUAUUUUGAACUAUUUUUGUGAGGAAUACUUUUUAUUGGGUAUAUCGGGUAAAAAUUCAGCAGCAAAAGUGAUGGUGUAACUUUUUAUAGCAAAAGUGUUCCAGGGUUAAAUGCUUAUCAAACAUAAUUAAUUCUAUCUACUAGUUAUUUCACAUUAAGGUAAGUUUUUUUUUUUUAAAUAUAUGAUUAAUACAAAUGCUGCAGGGGGCCCCUUUUUAAUUUUCACCGGGGGCCCCCAAACUGCUAAAUCCGCCUCUGGAUAAGUGAUGAUAAAAUAUCAAAUUUCAAUCUAUUAUAGUAAACGUACAAUAAUAAUGUCCGCGUUUGAACUCUGUCCACGCGGUAACAAGUGCGGUGUCUUCGUGUCACGUGUUUGAUCAGGAUUGACCGACUAACUUUAUCGCUGUGAUCCAUGAAACUUUCCCCCGGCUCACUUUACUUCCGGUGAGUUGCUUCGCGCGCCAGCUGCGAUGGAAAGCAUUGGAAUCCCAGCUGCUUUGUUUGUAGCGCGAGCCUACUUCCGGUUCUCUAUUAACCUGUUCGCUUCCAAAACGGGAAGUGCCUCUCAUUAAAAAGGACCGCUCUGGCCGCGGGAUGGGUACUCGACGCUGCGACAGGAAUCAGAGAUGCGGGUUCCACAGAUUCUCAUCAUCGUUUUGUGGCUCGCGGCUCUGUGCGCGUGCAAGAAGUGUGUCCGGAAAGAGAAACUGGAUGAAGAGGCGACCAGGACGAUGGCAAGGCGAGGCAUCGGGUGGCACAGCAUCUCCACCCCGAGCUCCAACACCACCGGCUGUCCGGUGGAUCUUUACCAGAACUGGGUCUCUACAGAUGAUGGAAAGAGGUCCAUCUCCCCCUGGAAGUACAGGGAAGUUACAAAAGAGGGAUUUUUUCCCUCCACCUACAUGGAAGCAGAGUGUCUCUGCACCGGAUGCAUACUCGUCAAGGGCAACACAGUCAAGGAAAGCAUGGACUACAACUCCAAGCACCUGGUGGUGUCGCGGUUGUUUCUGAAGCGAGUCCUCUGUAAGAACAAGAGAAACGGCACGGCCGAGAUGUACAAACUGGAGAUUGCUCAAGUGGAUGUAGCAGUGGGGUGCUUCUGCGCCAGGCCCAACAACAAGAAGUGAUGCUGCGUCGAGCAUCGUCAUGCAGUCUGACCUCCAGAUAAGAAGCUCCUUUGCAGCCGACGUGCCUGCAAAUUUAAUGAGUCUUCAAAAGCCCAUCUUUUAUAAUAAAUCUAUUUAUUUUUUAUUUAUUUGAGUCAAGUUGUAGGCCAUCUCGUUCCCUUAACACUAAGUAAUUUUCUGCAUAAUGCAGCUGAGGUUUUACAACCUUUUUAUUCUUACUGAUGCUAUGUCAUCGACAAAUAGCUAUUGUAUAGUUUUUGUUGUUUUAUGCUGACGUGGAUUAUUUAUUGAUAUUCUUUAUUUCUUGAUAAAUGUUGAGACAAAUUGUAACCUAAUGGAGCUGAUUUCUUUCUGUUGAAAGUUUUUGUCAAGUGAAGCUUCUUAGAAGCAAACGAUUCAGUUUAUUUCUUUAUUGCACCAAGAGCGUUUUUUUCCAUGAAGAACGAUGCAAACGUAGAUGUUUGUGGUAAAUCCGAUAGGAAUGAAUGUUUAAUGAUGUAAAAAUAUAUAUAUUAGAAAAAAGGAACAAUUUAAUGCUUUUAUUUAUUUUUUAUAUUUCCAAAUAAAGAUUAAUUGAAAGCAAAAUUAUCUGUUUUUGUGUUUUAAUUAGUUUUUUUUUUUUACGUUUUUCAUCAAAAGUCUUCUCUGAACAAAUUUCUGUAAAAGUGAUGAUAAAUGCGGCUUUGAUUGAGGGAAUUCUGAGAAUAUCAGAUGCUUUUUGACACCAUACAAAUGUUUUUUAUCAAACAGUUUCUAUUUAAAUUGGCCUAAAAUGAGCCCUAAAUCUUUGAUUAGACUUUUACAUUUUUUUCUGAACUAUGUUUGGAUCCCUGUUCUGCUGCUUUUAUAUUUUUCAUCAAAGGCAGAAGCUGGAAUGCCCACAAAAGCAUGAAAUUGACCGGGAGUAGCAUGUUAUUUUGUCUUUUUUUUAUUUAUUUCCCUGUGCACGGUAGUGUAGUGGUUAGCACUCUCAUUUAUGAGAUGGCUCUUGUUCAAAUCCCAGCUGGUGUGGAGUUUCUCCAGCUUCCUUCUAUGGUGGUUUAAACACCAGCUAGGGUGACUCCAGAGCAAAAUCAACAGGUUUAAAAAAUGGAUUUUGUUUCCAGAAAUCGUUUUUAUGCUGAUGAGAGUUCUGCUUGUAUUCAAUAAUACUGAAAAUUUUCUUUUUUUUUUUACUUCCUCAUUAAAUCCUACACAGAAGUAGAGAAAGGGAUUUGGUUUAUUAGGGAAAGUCAGCUGUGUAAACAUUUAAACACAAAAUCU